This is a messenger RNA of Perkinsus marinus ATCC 50983, 2271 nucleotides long. RefSeq lists its product as hypothetical. Bases 1 to 2271 code for a protein of 756 amino acids. Gene Ontology annotation, cellular component: cytoplasm; plasma membrane. The transcript has 21 exons. Lineage: Eukaryota; Perkinsozoa; Perkinsida; Perkinsidae. The record is from RefSeq and is a predicted model, not a curated record. Gene Ontology annotation, molecular function: calcium ion binding; protein binding. Gene Ontology annotation, biological process: endocytosis; endosomal transport.
AUGGCAACUGCAGCAGUUGACCCUGGCGUGCAGGCCUUGAUAGAGGCGUAUAUCUCGAAUGCUGAAGUGCUGUCUAAGUGCACAGGCGUCCAUGAGGAUCCAGUGGUAUUUGGAUCGCGCUUGAGGAGCCUAUGCGAUGUGGCCUUGCGCCUUGGUACGGCUCCGGGAGUAGCGGAGAAUCAACUGCCCGAUGGAUGGAAGCAUUUGGCGGGUGGGGAAUGUGAGGCUAGUCUGCUACCCAGUAUAGUGCUUGCUCGGGAUGCCUUUGAAGAUGCUGUUGCUAGAAUCGCACGGUAUGGUCUUUGCCAUCUCGAUGAGCGUGUGAGGCGGGAGGCUGUGAUAUCGAUAGCUCGAGUUUUGGAUAAUUCGAAACCAUCGGUCGCCUGGCUGGGUAUGCGGAAACAGCAAUACUAUAAGCCACCGAUACGGCACCCCUGGAAUGGUCCUGCUGAGCUUUUUUUCUAUCGUGGAUGCUUGACGCCCCUUGUACAAGAUGCCGCUCCGAUGGUCCGCCUAGCCUUGAGGGAUAGGAUAGUAUUACCACAUCUUCAGUAUUGGCAGCGACAACAACGUAAUCUAGGAUGUGAUAAGGCAGCAGCGAACGGGGUAAUCGAACGAUGUAGUGACAUGCUGUGUGAGCUGGCGCAGGAUACUGAGCUCAUAGCUGUUGAUGCUGCCCUGGAUGGAUCGCAUAGCGACAUAUCCGGCAGCUUUAGGGGGGCUCCCUGCCUCAGGCAGAGCCUGGCGUCCUUACUAGCCACGCACACAGUGGUGUUGCUGACAGCGGAGGAACGGGAAACUUACCCCAAGCUGUUCCGAGCGGCUGAUACGAAGAAGCGUGGAGUGCUUGGCGCUCAGGAGGCAGCACAGUUUUUAUCAUCAUCGAAGUUGCCUCGGAAAACACUUCAUGAUAUAUGGUGUUUGGCGGAUAGUGAUAAUAAGGGCAAUCUAACUAUUGAUGAGUACACAAUUGCAUGUAGACUAGUAGCGCACGCCCAGAAUGGCGCUGGGGAGAUGACUGAGGACCUGCUUACAGUUCCCCCUGUGAAGUUGCCAGUGUUCGAGGGUGUCCAAACUGAAACUCCUCCUGCCCCUCCUACCUCUACACGGCAUUCUACUGAUGAUGUAGCUGAUGAGGUGAUUGCUGAGGAGUAUGCCAACGGCAUAGACCUUAGCAGCCCUGUGUGGAGGAUCUCACGCAAGCACCUUGAGAAGUAUACUGAGGUUUUCAAGGCUAUAUCUACCUCUGGCUUCGUGUGUGGUGCCGAUGCUAGGGAUCUCCUUAUCAAGAGUAAUCUCACUUCUGAGGUGCUCACUACGAUAUGGGACCUUGCUGAUGCUGGUAGAGAUGGCCAGCUAUCGUAUCCCGAGUUUCUGGUGGCGAUGCAUUUGGUGACAAUGGCCAGAGCUGGUCUACCAGCUGCUCUAUCCGCAGUCCUUCGGAACCCUCCCGAAAAGGUGCUAGUAGAAGGCGCUGGUGGUGCAGGGACGGAGGCAUCCAACAGCGCGAUGGAGCUAUCAGCUUCUAUUCGUAGUAAUGCCCCCUCUACAGAGGAGACUAUCAGCGAUAGUAUGGUCGGAGAGAAAAAAUUGUUGUCACACACAGCGAGUUUACCUAAUCUCAAGCCGAAUGAAGCGAGCAGUGUCGAAGGAGAAGUGCCGCAAACAGCCCCUCAGCUAGCAGUUGGUGAUAGUAAAAAGGAAGGGGCCGAUCAGGCACCUUCGUUACGGGAUACUAUACGUGAGCAGCUGUAUAAGCAACGAGAACUGAGGCAGAAGCUACGCCAAGCUGGGGCUAGGCUUCAGGAACUACGACACCAGAAUAAGGACUUGUCUGAUAAGAGGACGAAACUAGAGAAGUCGAUAGAAGCUUCGGAGAAGGCUAUGCUGCUUGUAAAACGAUGGCUUGAGGAGGCUCGUAGGGAUGUAGAUGAGGCUCGUAGAUUGGCUGGUGAACAUGUUGAUGCUGACGGGCAAAUAGGUGAGGACGAUGAGAAGGAUAUACGCAAGGUGAUACAGGAUGAGAAGGACCGUUUGGAGGCAGCGGAGGGUAAGGUGAAGGAACUCCAGAAGAGCAUUCAAGAGACCUAUCGGACUAGGAGAGCUCUAGAGAAGAGGAAUCAAAUAUGGGCUGAGAGGCAGAGGCAGGCAGAGCAGGACAGGACGAUGGUCAUUACUGCAUUGGAGAUGCAGAAAGCUAAACUGGUAGCCGUACGGGCUGAGAGGUUGAAGACAUGUGAAGGUCGAUAUCAUGUACUGAGGGAUGCAUGA